UGUAAAUUUGUGCAAAGCAAAGCAAAGCAAAUAAUACAGAACAGAGGCGAGGCAUAACCUGUCGGAGGAGAAGAGAAGAGGAGAGAGAAGAGAACGUCCGGCGAAAAUGGGAAAUUCGAAUUCGUCUUCCGUAAAUCACCGAUUCACUUCGGCUUGCAGAGCUUUUACACAGAAGAAGCUCGAAGAUCUCAAAACACUCUUCACCUCCCUCGCUUCUCAAUCUCAAAGCAAUGACGACUCAUACGUCUCCUACUCUGUUUUCCAGACCUACUUUGGUCUGAGUGGUGCGUUAGGAGAGAGGAUGUUUGAUAUGGUCACUCAGCACAGGAAAGAUGGUAAAUUGACUUAUGAAGAUCUCGUUAUCGCCAAGGCAACCUACGAGAAAGGAACUGAUGAUGAGAUUGCUGAGUUUAUUUACCAGACUUUAGAUGUCAAUGGCAAUGGCGUCUUGACUAGGUCAGAUUUGGAGUUGGUCCUUGUGGUGGUCUUCAAGAGUGUCUUCUCCACUAGCUCUGAUGCGGAAUACAAGGAGAUGGUGGAUGCGCUUCUCAACGCUGCUUCUUUCUCUAAAUCCACUGGUGGUGGUGAUGAUAAAGGAAUGUCUUUUGAAGAUUUCAGAAGCUGGUGCUCACACGUUCCUACUGUCAGAAAGUUUCUCGGAAGCUUGCUUACACCGCCCAGUCCAGCGAGACCUGGAUAUCAAGUCCCGCAUCUGCUUUACGACGAGGAUACUGUGGAUUCAAAUAUACUUCUGUUGAAGAAAGAAUACGCUUGGCAUAUCGGAGGCGCUCUUCCUCACCACGAGCUUCAAGAGUGGAAACUCCUCUAUCACAGUUCUUUACACGGUCAAAGCUUCAACACAUUCCUCGGUCACACUUCAAACACUGGUAUGUCUGCAUCCGUGUUGAUCAUCAAAGACAGAGAAGGCUGUGUGUAUGGAGGAUACGCCUCUCAGCCUUGGGAGAGGCACAGCGAUUUCUACGGAGACAUGAAGUCUUUUCUUUUCCAGCUUUACCCUAAUGCCUCCAUCUUCCGCCCAACUGGAGCCAACACCAACAUCCAAUGGUGUGCUACGAACUUCACAUCAGAGAACAUCCCAAACGGCAUAGGAUUCGGAGGAAAGAUCAACCACUUUGGUCUGUUUUUAUCCUCGAGCUUCGACCAAGGCCAGACGUUCUCCUGCACUACUUUUGGUAGCCCGAGUCUCUCCAAGUCCAGCAGGAUACAGCCAGAAGUGAUCGAAUGCUGGGGGAUAGUUCAGGCCUCCGACGAACUAGACACGCAACAUAACGCUGUUAAAGGUACUGUUCUAGAGAGGUUUAAGGAAGAUCGCAACAUGCUCAAACUAGUCGGCAUGGCUAGCAACUCGAAUGAGUGAGAGAUUCAAAGAGUGUUCAUUAAAUACAAUGCGUGUGUGUGUGCCUAAUAUAUACUUUUCAUGUACCAUAAAAGAGUGUUGAAACCAUAUAAUAAACUGUUUCAUGAUA
Messenger RNA from Raphanus sativus (radish), 1487 nucleotides. RefSeq lists its product as uncharacterized. The record is from RefSeq and is a predicted model, not a curated record. NCBI's taxonomy places the organism in Eukaryota, Viridiplantae, Streptophyta, Magnoliopsida, Brassicales, Brassicaceae. The coding region runs from base 107 to 1378 and encodes 423 amino acids. Gene Ontology annotation, molecular function: calcium ion binding. The transcript has 8 exons.